Symbiodinium pilosum is the source of this 1923-nucleotide messenger RNA. The record is from the annotation of a GenBank genome assembly. Lineage: Eukaryota; Dinophyceae; Suessiales; Symbiodiniaceae.
AUGCCGCCAAAAGCCGUCGCGUGCCCAGGGUGUUUUUCUUCACAAGAUUCUCAGCUUCUCCGCCUAUUCUUCCCGUUGAAGGUGGACAAGGCCAAGCAGAAGGAACGAGAAAAGAUUGCCAUUGACAAGACGUUCGGACUCAAAAACAAAAACAAGAGCAAGGUGGUUCAGAAGUACGUCAAGUCCAUCACAAGCAAUGCAUCAGGUGCUCCAAAAGGUGGAAAGGAACAAGCAGACCGCGAUGCCAAGGACGCAAAGCAGAAAGAGAUGCAGAAGGCCGCACUCAUGAAUUCUCUUUUCAACCUUUCCACGGACAAGAAGGGGCGAGCGUUUGACCCCGUGGCGAAGAAAAAAGCUAAAGCAGCAGAGGAAGAGGCUAUUGCAGCAGGCAGAAAGCUCAAAGAUGAGUUGAAGAAGGAAAUCAUUGAGGGUGUUGCAAACACGAUUCGCUUGACAAACCCCAAGGGCAUCCGGAUGUCUGAAAUGGGUGGCCAUCCCAUCAUCCAGGCCCUCAAAAGCAAGCACCAGGACACCUUCAAGACCAUCCAGCUCUUGCUUUUCAUUAAGGCACACGACAAAGUCUUCUGGGUAGAUGACCCGGAGAAUACCAACCCCGUCAUCAGAUGCUUAGAGGAUGUUGAAGCAGAAGUUGCCCCUGAUGAGAGACCGCUGGAGGAAAUUAUUGAAGAACGCAGAGCCGCACUACCUCCUGGUGGAACCCCAGUGACACCGGAAACUUUCAAGGCCUGGAAGGAGAAAAGGGAGGCAGAGCGGCUGGCAAAGGUGGAAGCUGAUCGACAAGAAAACAUGAAGAAGGGUACUGCCAAGGGCCUCGUUGGCAUGAGCGGACGAGACCUCUUCACGUACGAUGCAUCGCUCUUCAAAGACGAAGAGGGUGCCGUCUCCGCAGAUGAGUACGACGAGCGGGAGGAGGACCCAGAAUAUGAUGACGACAACGGCCAGACACAUGGUGUUGUUCCCAUCUUAGACACAUGGGCAUCUGCAACGGGCAAUGGUAGAUGCACUGUUGACAAAGACUUGAAGGCACAGGAUCUGCAGGAUGAAGUUGGUGAGGAUUCGGGCGAUGAAGCUGAGCCAGAUUCUGGAGCCAGAGGAAGCAAUGAAGGUGUAAAGGAGGUGGCCGGUGCCAUCAAUGAGAAGCUCUUUCUUGAGGAGGAGGACCUGCCAGACGAUCUUGAUGACUUAGACGAGGCAGAUGAGGAGGCUGUCGAGGCGCGCCUGGCAGCGGCUGCCAAUCUUGGACAGCUGCGCAAGGUUCACAUCUGCACUGUCUGGGCGUGGGGCAAGCUGGAACACAAGCACAUUGACUGCCUGAAUGGGAUGGUGCAGGCCAUCCCCACUGUUUUGGCAGAUUUCUCGACACGAGAUGUGUCAAAUGUCCUGUAUGGAUUUGGCCUACUGCGACAUCGGCCAGUUCGGGUUGCGGUAAUGCUGAUCGACACUUUGCCUGGGCGAAUGCUGGAAUGCAGCAGUCAGACAGUGGCCAACUCUGCAUAUGCCUUGGCACUGCUCAACCUGAAGCACAGAGCGUUUUGGGAGUCGCUUUCAGACUGCGUGCCGAAUCAGAUUCACUGCUUUCAGGCACAAGAGCUGUCCAUACUGUUGUACUCUUCCGCGCUGAUGAGAGCUCGACACGAUGCACUUCUGCAGGCAUCAUGUGAGAGCGCACAGCUUCGGCUGCACGAGUUCAGUCCUCAAAAUAUCUCGAAUCUGGUGUAUGCCCUUGGCCUACUGCGCUUCAUGGAGACGUCCUUUCUGGAAAUGACAUGUCUUCUUGCAUCACACAACUUGGACAAGUUCACAGCACAGGGCAUAUCCAAUAUGACCUACUCGCUGCCUGCUGUUUUCAGCAUCUUUCUUCAUGACCGGUGCAGCCCAUGGCAGGGAGGCUGGGCCUCCUAG